AUGCUAAAGAGGAUCGAAUCGCCACUAGGACACUUGCGCAGUCCCGCAUCUCCAUGGAAGGCACAGGUUGCCAGCUCCCCAGGGGACGGUCCCGAGUUUCCAACCGAACAGAGUCAGACUCUCCAUGUGGAAUCUUCGUCCCUUACCAGACAGGCCUCUCUGUACGAUCCCUCGCCGCCAUACGAAGCGUUACAGCAGCAGUCAAUCGCAGACGCAGGUUAUAAUCCACCCUCGGCACCGCAGCGUGUCUAUCAUAAUGACCAUGGACAACUGGAUCAGCUAUUGCAAGGAGAGGGCCCCCUUACAUUCCCCCGCCCGAUCUCAACCCAACCCAAAGAAUACGCAGCAUCCUCAACAUACGACACGGGGUCCAGCAGCGGUAACCGGUCGUACAGGGAUCCAAGUACUCCAAGCGUGGUAAAAGAGCGCGGCUUCCAACUCUGCUCCAUCCUGAAAUUCCUAGGAGAUUCUGCAAACGUCCUGGACCCGCCACCGCCCUGUUUCGAUAGGCCGGUACCGCCCAGUAUCCCUGACCAAGAUUUCCCGAAUAUGACCGUCCAAAGCGCAAGUUACGAUGUCGAAGAUGGCUUUCCUCGCCUACUUCCCGCAUGCGUUUUGCAACCGCAUCCGUUCUUCACGCAUGACAUCCCCGAGGAAGCCUGGUUCAGAUUCCUCGCCGAUCUUAAGUCAGCCGGACGGCUCACUGUCAAAGAUACUUUGAGUCUUGGCUUGCCCCUGCUAGCGCAUCCCAAGAUGAAGGCAGUGCCAGCGAAGCAGCUAGACGCAAAACAUCAAGCAAUCGGACAUUAUGUCGAGUCAUGGAACACCUACUUCUUCCGUCCACGCAAGAUGGAAGUCGCACUCUUGCAAGGGGACCAAAUUAUCAACGGCACCAAAGGAGAUAGUUCGAGUAUACACACCGAAGCGCGGGAUCUGAAGAGCGCUCAGAUCCCCCACUGGGCGGUGAAGAAAAAAUGGACCAAGACAUGCCUCGCCUGA
Gloeophyllum trabeum ATCC 11539 is the source of this 999-nucleotide messenger RNA. RefSeq lists its product as uncharacterized. The transcript is spliced from 4 exons. The record is from RefSeq and is a predicted model, not a curated record. Lineage: Eukaryota; Fungi; Basidiomycota; Agaricomycetes; Gloeophyllales; Gloeophyllaceae. The coding region runs from base 1 to 999 and encodes 332 amino acids.